This is a messenger RNA of Mesorhabditis belari, 864 nucleotides long. Lineage: Eukaryota; Metazoa; Nematoda; Chromadorea; Rhabditida; Rhabditidae. The record is from the annotation of a GenBank genome assembly.
AUGGCGAAGAUGUCUCUGAAAAAGGACACCACAGAGAUCAAGAAAGUGAAGCGACAACUUAAAAAGAAGAAAAAUCAACCGAUGAAUUCCAAUUUAUUUGUGGAACCGAAAGCAGAGCCGUGUUGCGACCAUCUAGCUGUGCUCAAAUACACUAUUUUCCCCAAACUGGUUGAACGUCAAUUGAUUUUGAAAAGAAUAGCCCAAGAAGAAAAUUCGAUAAACAUUGCCAAUGUGCCUUCAUUAUUAGAUUUGGAUACGAUUUCUGCAAUGGUUGCACAUGUUGCUAAAGCCGAACCAAAGGAAACAGAAAUUUUAAAAACUACCGCAGCCAAUGGUGAUCUCGAGCAGGGCCAUCGAAUUUUGAAGAUGUCAUUUGAAUCGCCAUCUAUUGUAACGGAGCUACUCAAGAAAGUAAAUGAUUUUGGAGUUCUAUGUGCUGCAGAUUUUGGACGACCAAAGCUUCGAGGAGUUUAUUCUGAACUAUGUGAGCAAUAUCGAGAUCUAUUUAAGCCGACCGAAGAAAUGCAAAAAGGAGUCGAAGAAUAUGUCAGCCAGUAUGAUAAACAAAUUGCAGAGGAACGUCGACUUGCUCGCCUUGGGCACACUCAACCUGAUGAAGAAGGAUGGAUCACUGUUACGAAAGCUUCAAGAAAGAAGGCUCGUGCCAUCAAGCUAAAAGCCGGGGAGAACACAAUCAUUGGAAGUCUCAAAAAUCAAAGCAAAAAGAAAGAGCCCGCAGUCCCGUUCUACUCCUUUCAAAUCAAACAAAGCAAAUUGGAAAAAAUGGAAGAACUUCAAGCAAAAUUCGAGGACGAUAAGAAGAGAAUUGCUAAUGCAAAAGCGAAUCGCAAGUUUAAUCCCACA